Molecule: messenger RNA, 7076 nt
Organism: Acanthaster planci (crown-of-thorns starfish)
Lineage: Eukaryota; Metazoa; Echinodermata; Asteroidea; Valvatida; Acanthasteridae
Product: phospholipase D1-like
Biological process (GO): intracellular signal transduction; phospholipid catabolic process; regulation of vesicle-mediated transport
Cellular component (GO): intracellular membrane-bounded organelle
Molecular function (GO): D-type glycerophospholipase activity; phosphatidylinositol binding
Source: RefSeq, a predicted model, not a curated record
AUAUUUCAAAAACACACAAUUACAAAGCUUGUACACAUUUCAGUCGCUCCGUACCGUGGGCCUGUUUGAUAAAACCAUGAAUCGUCGAUAGACCCUGGAGGAUAACUGUGACUGCUCAACCCCGUGCCGUGGAAAUAUUCAAAGCUUUCACUGUUUGACUUUCAAAAGUUUCACUGGGACACACACGAACAGCCAAUGACGUGCGUGGUGCACAGCCGGUGGUGCACGUGCUGCAGCUACCGGGCGCAAGUGUGGCCCAGGUACCCGCUGUGUACUGUAUGUACUGACACACGUACACAUAUACAUGUAGACCUGGACAUUACCGUAGUCCUCGUAAGCGCAGCACGAGGAAGGAAAACGGAGGACCACGGAAGUGAGACGUCGACAAAAAUGAGCACUUUCAGACCUGAACUACAGUGUCGCAGUUAGUAGAUGCAUUUACAUGCAGGGCCCGCCCUUGAGCUUUUGACGUUGGACAGCGAUGAACUGAUACGAUAAUGUCCUACUGAAUUAGUGUGCUGGUGCGGGCGCGGUGUGGAUUCGCAGUUCGUUGCUGUGGUUUGGCUGACACUGUCCUGACAGCUGAAUUCGCGCGGGCCUAGAUGUACAAUGUAAUGUGGCCCCUGUCACAUAUGACGAAUAUCGCAAACUUGUGAUUCUACCUCCAUGCUUGAACACGGUGAUGUACUGGCACGGUACGUACAGGUAGGCCCUACUUCGAGUUCCAGGCGCAUACAACCAUACUACCAGUGAAGAGGGCAAGUUUUACAAGGUUGUAUCCCGUUCUCGGCAGUUCAUGACACACCACAGAGAAAUGCUUUGUAGUUUUUGAGUGAGACCUUCAACCCUGUCAAGAUGGAUCAAGAUGCAGAGCCCAUGAUAUCGGCCAAUGAUAGCGUAGACAUGCUGGAUGUCGACGAUAACUACAUUGCCAACUAUGGGACAUUUGGGAUUGAUGAGAACGAAGGUGAUGACUACUCACGGGAUGACAGUGGCAAAGCGCACGAAGGGGAAGACACAGAUGACGAAACCCAGAAGCUUGUCGUCACUGGCAAGAGGGGUAGGAAGCGAGGGGAUUCGGGAGCAUCCUUGAAGAGGGGGAUGGUUAUAGAUGCAAACAGCCAGAGGGAUGAAGAGAAUGUUAUCACUAAUGGGGCCAACAUGGAGGCAGAGCUGGAGGACAAUCAGCACAUUGAGGCGAAGACAGAUGAAGAUGAAAAUGCUGGUAAGAGAGACAAAAUAGUGGAGGUGAUGGGAGGUGCACUGACAGGAGAUGUGGAUGAUGGGGAGAUUGAACUUAAGGUAGUUGAAGAUGAUGGGGAGGCAACUGGUGAGGAUGGAGAUAAGAGGCAGGAAGAGAAGGAGGAAAGACAUGAUUAUGCAGAGGACAGUGAUGAUGUGAGGACAUGUGAGCCCGAAAAUGUUACCAUGGAAACGGUCAUCAGUGACGAGGACCGGGAGACGGAUCCCUCCACAAUGUCUGCUGUGAGCGAGGAGCAGGAGGACCAGACGGACGCAGCCCCCAAGCGGUCAUCCCAGACCCUAGCCAUCUCCAUUAGCAUGGUCAAGAUGAUGAAGGCAACCGAACCAUCCUCGGAAGGUGUGCAAAAGCCAAUCCCUCCCGAGCAGAUCGUGCUGCAGCAACUGAAGAAAGAGAAGGACUCCUCCAGUUGCUACGAUGACGGGGCAUGCAAAGACACAGAAAUGGAGCGGGUGCGUGCCUACUCCAAGAACCAGGGCCACCAGUCCAUCAGCAGGCCCAAGGACUUCCAUCGUUCAGGCUCUCUCUUCAGUGAUCCCUCAGGGCGGGAAAGCCAAGCAUUGGAGUGGGAAUGGAUCGAGGAGCCUGACCUGCAAGACGACACCGACUCACCAGACAUUCACAUGCGGUCCUUCGCCAGCGUCCACUCAGAGCCAAAGGGGUUCCGAGAGGUAGGGCGGGGUGUCUUCCUACCCCACCAGAAGUUGGAAGUCACCGUGGUGGACUGCGGACGGUCUUCGUCUUCCCAAUUCAUCAACCCUAACCUGUACUUCAUCGAGGUGAAACAUGGCACUUGCAUCUGGACAAUACAGCGUCGGAGCAACGACUUUUUGAAGCUCCACGAAGAGAUGUUACUGUACAAAGCUCGUCUUGCCAUACCCAUAGGCGACCGCGGCCAUCUUCAGAGGAGGCGAACAUUCAAGGCCAACCGUGAUCGGGACUUGGCACAUUUUCCCAGGACACCCGAUGCAUUCGUACGAGCCCAGCAGCUGCCUAAGAGAAUGCAUCAAUACGAAGUGUACUUGAAGAGUUUAGUGAGAAAUCCUCUGUAUCGGAACCACCCCCAAACGUUGGAGUUUCUGGAAGUUAGCCACCUUUCCUUUGUGGAUGAGCUGGGACCAAAAGGAAAGGAAGGUUGGAUUCAGAAGAGGUCAGGAGGUCACCGAGUGCCCAUCACUAGAUGCUGCCCUUGCCUGGUGUGCACAGACUGUACAUCAGUUGCAGCCCAUUACAGUAAAAGGUGGUUGGUAACCAAGGACUCCUUUGUUGCUUACGUCAGACCCAGCGAUGGUCACAUCCGGGCGGUCAUGCUGGCCGAUGCAGACUUUGAUGCCAAGUGGGGUAUCGAAGAGACCAAUCUCAACACGGGCCUCAUUAUCUCCAACCAGUACAGGAAGCUGUUGGUGAAGUGCGACUCAGUGCAGAUGGCUCGGCAUUGGAUGGUUGAGAUCAUGGAGAUGAUCUCCAAGUCAGAGUACACUGAGGAGCGCCGCUUCAGCGCUUUCGGCCCGGAGAGGACCGACACUUAUGCCAGAUGGUUUGUGGACGGGUCCAAGUACUUUGAUGCCCUGGCUGAUGCCAUGGAAGGGGCCGAGCAAGAAAUCUUCAUCACGGACUGGUGGCUCAAUGCCGAGAUCUACCUGAAGAGGCCAGCUGUGGAGGGGCCUCACUGGAGGCUGGACAACAUCCUGCGCAGGAAAGCUGCAUCCGGAGUCAAGAUUUUCAUCUUGCUGUACAAGGAAGUGGACGUUGCCCUAGACCUUGGCAGCAAACACACAAAGCAUGUACUAAUGGACUUGCAUCCCAACAUCAAGGUGAUGAGGCAUCCAGACCACAACCCUGGCCAGGUCAUCCUAUGGGCCCACCACGAGAAGCUGGUGGUGGUGGACCAGAAGGUGGCCUUCGUGGGUGGCUUGGACAUCUGCUACGGCCGCUGGGACGACUUCAAGCACCGGCUGGCUGACACAGGCUCGGCGCUGGUUGCCAAUAAAAAUGCAUCGCUGCCAAGGCAGCAGAUGGACUUGUUUAUGAAACCGCCAAACAUAGAUCCAGACCCCACCCCUGGGCCUAAGGUUCAUAUCAAAAGUAAUGAAGUGGAUUACGUUGGUGAUGACUCCGAUGAUGACAUUGAUGGACGGCCCCCUCCCUCCCCCCGCACUCCAACCAGCCCUGAGCCGGAGGACGAGGGGGGCUACUUCCGGAGGCCCCGGCUGAAGAGCGCCACGGCCUACCUCAUGAACCCCAUCCGCCGGCUGCGUCAGGAGGAGACGCAAACCAGCGUGGACGAGAAUCUGGACAAGCUGGGCCUGUCGGGCACGCCCAAGCUGUGGAUUGGCAAGGACUACUGCAACUUCAUUGCCAAGGAUGUACUGGCACCCGAGGAGUCCCUACAAGAUUCCGUUGACCGAAUGAAAACCCCCCGCAUGCCAUGGCAUGACAUAGGCACCUGCUUGUACGGCAGAGUAGCUGCCGAUGUGGCCAGGCACUUCAUCCAGCGCUGGAACUUCACUAAGAAAGAGAAAGCUGAGAGACUGAACCACUAUCCACUGUUGCUUCCUAAGUCCACAUCUUCCAUCGAGGUGAAGGAGGAACACAAGACCAACUCGGUACCCUGCAAUUGCCAGUUGCUGCGUUCUGCCAGUAAGUGGUCCGUGGGUGUGAAGCACACUGAGGACUCGAUACAGAAGGCGUACAUCAAGCUGAUUGGGGAAGCCAAGCAUUACAUCUACAUUGAGAACCAAUUCUUUAUCACCCUUCCUGAUAGUGAGGUGACUAAUGGCAUUGCUCAAGCUCUCUACCAGCGGAUUCUCCGGGCUUACGAGGAGCGCGAGACAUUCCGCGUGUACGUGUUUCUGCCCCUCCUGCCCGCGUUUCAAGGUGACGUCGGGGAGGCAGGUGGAGGUGCCAUUCACGCCAUCCUGCAUUGGGAGUACCAGUCCAUCUGCCGAGGGAGCAAGUCACUGAUUGGACGGUUGAUGAAAGCUGGAGUCAGCGAUGUGCGGGAGUACAUCACCUUCUAUGGCCUGCGUACCCACGACACGCUCAAUGGCGAGCUGGUGACGGAGCUGGUCUACAUCCACUCCAAGCUGAUGAUCGUGGAUGACAGGGCCUUCAUCUGUGGCUCGGCCAACAUCAACGACCGCAGCCUUCUGGGCAAGCGUGACAGCGAGCUGGCUGUGCUGGUGGAGGACACAGAGAUGAUCCCCAGCCGGAUGAAUGGGGAGGAGUACAUGGCCGGCAAACUGGCCUUUGGUUUGCGGGAGUGGCUGUUCAAAGAGCAUCUGGGGGUUUUGCAAGGACAUGGAGAAAUAGAUAUGACUGACCCCGUGUCGGAUUCCUUCUACAAGGGCGUGGUCAUGAAACUGGCCAGUGAUAACACAGUCAUCUUUGAGCUGGUAUUCCGGUGUUUGCCUUCCAAUUCGGUGACGUCCAGUGCCGUCCUCCAGGAGUUCAAGAAGGUCACCCCACUCUGCAAGACAGACCCCAAGGCUGCAUUAAGGCUGCUGAAGGACAUCCACGGCUACAUCACCUGGAUUCCACUGGACUUUCUGAAGGAUGAGAACCUGCAGCCCAAGCUGACCUCCCAGGAGGGGAUAGCCCCUACCAAACUCUGGACGUAAGUCAUGGCGUAUCCAGCAUGGGACGGAAAGUUGUACCUUCCCUCCCCCCUUUUUUAACUAACCGAAAGUGGCAGAACUUUAGAAAUGGUACCGCAGUCUUCCUUUGGAAGGAUUACAGACUUUUUUUAACGGUUAAAAACAUUUAAUCAUUUCAGGAAAUUGUCCCCAUUUUACCUGGAUACACCAUUCUGCACAAGUCUGUUUCAUCAGCCUAUUUCUCACUGAUGUUUUACUUUAUGCGGGGAUAUAACCCCCCCCACUAAUUCGUGACUGGUACUAGCACCAUAAUUUAUCAAAUACAGAGUCAUCUCUUGUUGAUCAAUGACUAGAAUACUCUCAAACGGUCAAUUUUGCUAGCAUUUUAUGCAGUUGCACCAUUUGUUAUAUCUUUCUGCAUGUGCUCAAAGUAAUGUACGAAGCAUGAUACACCUAUUAACUUCAAGUGUACUUACAGUUGGCAAGUGAACAUGUCAAGGACCUUCCUGUGGUGCUGUUACGCUUAACCUAAGUUUGUGUGAAAAUCUGAACAGUGGAAGUUCCACUAUUUUAGGGUUAUGAAGUUACCUUCUUCAGCCUGGUUUUGGGAUGUCACAAUUAGAAGUCAGUAAGUCAAAUUAUGAUGUGCCAAGAUUCUGUUGCUGCAUACAUUGACAAAGAACACAAGGAAAAUUGUCCAUGAGGAAGUAAUACUACGUGAGAUCGUGUUAAAAAUCUUCACAUUGAAAAAGGUUGAAAUUUCAAGACAAUUUUCAGUGUUAUUAGCAUGUAAUUGCUGCUGUUCAGAACAUUGCAUUGACAUUUCAAAUUUUUUCUUGGUAGUUUAGCUGUUCAAAAGAUCUGCAUGGGGUGUUGUACAUAUACUUGAAAAUGCCUAAUUGUUGCAUUAUUAAGUUUAUUGGUUUGAAUUUUGCAACAAAAUUUUGUAUCAUUCAGUGCCUUAAACGUUUGGCUUUCAAAAAGCAAACUUUGUGUAAAAUUGUGGAGUUGAAAAGUAAGAAUGGAAGAUGUUUCACAUAAUUCAGACAUUUUAAUGUUGUUUGGCAGGGCAGCUCACUUCAAUUUGGGACAGGUUAUCAAAAUGUUUGAACAACUCGGUCAGAUUUUGCAUUGAACAAAUAAUCACCUGUGACCAAAAGUGAAUGUAUUUAAAAGUUCUGCAUGUUUCAACACCCUACCAUUUCUAGAUGUUGGGUUUAUGAAGAUCGCCUUGUGCUGGGUAGAAGGGCAUUUGUUACAACUCAAUGCAACAGAUGAAAUGUUCUUCACAGAUGGACGUUACAGUACUUUUUUUCCCCUGGAAUUUACUAUUUGCACAAUAACAGGAACUUCCAGUAGAAGAUACCGUAAACGCAUUGUACAUUUUACUUUUGAAAAUGCAUGCUACAUGGUAUAUUUUUUAUUGUAAUGCAAUCACAAAUUUGUAUGAUAAUGUUUUGACUUCAAUGCAGAAACUGUAUAUUGGAUCAAUUAGCUUGUUUAAAUUUCGAUUGAAUUGUUGAUAUGUAUGUACUGUAGGAUGUUUGGUUGCUUGGAACAAUUCUCAAGGUGCUGUCAAUCUAAUUUUGGCAUUGGCCCAAUUGUACGAGACAAUGUCAGCCAGCAAUACUCAGUUGAAAUUACUUCUGAAAGUUGACAGGUAAGCAAAGUACAUGUACAUACAUGAAGCUUCUUACAAAACACUUCUAUACCUGGUGAAGAGGCCAUUAUUGCAUUGAAUACCACUCUGACCGAACAGGGUGUCAAAAUGCACCAUGCACUUUGAGGUUGAAGCAAGUGUAGGGUCACCGCAAUAAUGGCAUGAUGAUGCUGCAAUUCCAUAUGAAAACACCACCAACUCAACCCACCAUGUAACGGUACUACCGCUUAACUCAAGUUCGUCAGGUCUUUUUUACCUCAACAGGGUUACAUUGACGUUUAUACCAGUAACCUUUUAACAGUUUUAGUGAAGAUUUCUCGCUGAUGCAUUUGUCUGCUAACAAAAUUGAAAAAAUGUCUAAUUUUUAGCAAAUAAUGUUAAGAAGUACUUCCUUGUUUCACAGCAUGUGCACGUUAUGUAUACUUUUACAGUUUUAUCAUUUUUUGGACCAAAUUUCUCCAGAAAACUUGGCAAGGUUGCCACUGUAACUUCACAUUUUACAUUUUAUUAUUUGAAUGGAUCUUAAAGCAAUUAUAAAAGAUUUUCUACUGAGACAGAA